ACAAGGCAGAAGCAACGGGCAGGAGGGCAGACAGCGUGAGAAGAGACGACGGCCCUGUAGAUGACCCGCUGGUAGCUCUUGCUGGCAACGAUGGGAGGAGCUACCGGUGUCAUCAAGACACUGUUCAUUCCGGCGCUGAUAUCCCUAGUUCUCUACCUGACCAUAUCCUUCGUCAUAACCCCCUUCAUCCGGCUGCACCGGCAGCGAUACUCCCAGUACCUCCCCUUGCAUACAAUAUCAGUGCAUACGACCUCGCUGAGAGACAGGACGUUCGACGCCCUCAUGAACAUCACCCUACCUUCGUCAUGGAGACACAGAAGCCUAGCCCACGAACAGGACUCAGACAGCUUGUUCGACGACGACGGUGAAGAUGGCUAUGAGCUGAGCGAGUCGAGGCGGGAGGCCCUUGACCAGGAGCGAAGAGAGGCACGGCUCGCCCGGGAACUGGAGGAUGGCUUCAUACCCGACAGCGAUGGGGAAGAUACUCCAGGGACUAGGCGGAUAUGACGCAGCCUACUUCUAUCGUUUUUUCUCAGCUCUUUUUCGCUAUCCUUUCUCUUUCUGCUGUGGACAUUCGGAUCUUCAUCAAGCUUGGAGCUUUGGAGCCUUGAUACUUUUUUAUCUUUGACCUUUUGAUUAUAGAGAUUUUGUUUACUUGGACUUUUAUACCCUCUGGAAACUGGCUGUAUAAUAUACUCGACACUCUACAUAUUCAUCUCUGGCGCGUCUAGCUAGUUGCAAUGGCUUUUUUCCCUACCUUUUCUUGCCCGGAAAAUUCUCGACUCCUCAGAGAAUGCUGGGCUACUAGUCUAGGACCUUCGGUUCCUUCCAUAUAAGCCCAACAACACAACCGGAACGCACAAAAGAUUAUAACAACCUUAGUCUAUAUUCACCUUUAUUCUCUGAUAAAAGGGUGUGAUAUCUCUUCUGUAGGCGUAUGACCACCAUCCCUGAGCCCCUAUUUGUCUCCUUUUGCCUUACAUACAGUUCUAUCUUCAUCCUAUAGCUUCAUGUGGUCUGUAAUCUCCUAUCAAGCCAAGCUAUCAACCACAUUGUGCUUUAUUGCUAGUUGCCCAAGGACACGAAAAGCUAUCUAAGCUAGAAGACUGAAAAUUCACAGUGAAGACUAAUAUUCACAGCUACGUCUUCCCAGAUAGCCUAUAGCUAUGGCUAUUAUUAAUAGAAGUGCCCAUAAAGCUCUCCAGCCUCCUCUUGGAAUUUUCCAGACAUCCUCUCUCGAAAGCUCUGCUCCUGCAUUCCUGUUUCCUGGGCUAUUAACUGCGAAACUGGCCGCAACUAAAUAUAUGGAGCUCAGUAAUAGUUAUUUGAAAUCUUUAUUCGUGUUAGUGAAGAAGAAUCAUGGCAUCCACAUCUCGCUAAAAAUUAGGGAGAUAUAGUGAAUCACUUUUACUCUAUAAAGUUCUCAGACUUUCAACAGAACAAGAAUGGCAUGCUGUAUACCUCCAUUUCUAGCGCCGCUUAUAGAACCGAGAAUGGAUAUUGGAAUAUUAAGCUUGUGGUGUCACGGAGAGCACCCAAGAUUUCUCAGGCAGUUGAAUAUAGGUGGCAUCUUAGAAGGAACUAUAGACGUGACUAUUGAUAAAGGUCACUCACCAUUUUUUGCCACGCAGAUAUACCACAGUCACUUCUGGCUAUUCAUCUUCUCUUCCCCCACAGUGUUAGGUUAGAGAUUCACCCAUUAACACAUUGUACGUGGAAGCAGAGCUACCCCAAUUUAUUUUUUUUUCUCCCCUUGAUAUAUGUUAAUUGCGCAAGUGAAAACAGAACCAGCAUAGUUGUACCUGUAGGAGUACUCAUAGUUGAGGAACAUGCUUGACGUAUAUACCAUGAGUCUGGCCAUGGCCGUCGGUUUCUCUUUGUCUACCGGGUACUAAGUAAGUGAUCACCCGAACUAAGAAUUUGACCAUAUAAAAUGCUAACAAUAUUGCCCACUUUGCAGCCUCCCCUUAUCUUAGGAUUAUCUGUCAUCCAGCCCCAUCUAGGGAAAUGAAUAAUUGAGAAAGAAAAACGACAGUUUUAUUCAGGUGCUAUUUUGAAGAGUUACGUUGAUAGAUAGUAUUGUGCUGUCACUACCGUUGUAGCCCACUAUCCCUGACGCUGGCGCUAAGUUGUUCAAGUGGAUAUUCUCCGACACAGCCUGUCCUCGACCCCUAGUAGAGAUAAAAAUAGAUAGAACAGCGCAUUGUCCAAACACAUAUUGUCUUGAAAGUAGCAUCUUCUGAUCUAAUAUAGCAGAACAACAGCCGAUAGCCAUAUCAAUAAUAUCAAUCAUUCUUCUUUCUUUCUCUCAAUCAUCUGCUUUCCCUAUUACGUCAGCAUUUGUAUAACUUAAAUUGGGGUAGAAUUGGAGAAAAGACGAAAUUACCCCUCAUUACAUCAUCAUCACGCGAGCAGAUGAGGGGUAAAACUCCUUCUCCAAAAAAAUAAUAGAUUGCAAUCAGCAGCAAAAAGUGAAAGAAGAAGAAGAAAUAUGGAAGUCGACAGGGGCCGGCGAGGUGGAAAGGAAC
Molecule: messenger RNA, 2528 nt
Organism: Trichophyton rubrum CBS 118892
Lineage: Eukaryota; Fungi; Ascomycota; Eurotiomycetes; Onygenales; Arthrodermataceae
Exons: 2
Coding region: 91-507 (138 amino acids)
Source: RefSeq, a predicted model, not a curated record